Molecule: messenger RNA, 9650 nt
Organism: Tachysurus fulvidraco (yellow catfish)
Lineage: Eukaryota; Metazoa; Chordata; Actinopteri; Siluriformes; Bagridae
Gene: phlpp2
Product: PH domain and leucine rich repeat protein phosphatase 2
Exons: 20
Coding region: 177-4499 (1440 amino acids)
Molecular function (GO): protein binding
Source: RefSeq, a predicted model, not a curated record
AGAGAGAGAGAGAGAGAGAGAGAGAGAGAGAGAGAGAGAUUCUCAGCCCUCAUGAUGGCGUCUCAUCGAGUCCGGAUGGGGUUUUUCCGCCGCCUCCUGUGUCGGAAUUCAUCAGGCGACGUUACGUGUGGAUUUUGUGCGGCGGAGACGCCACGCUACGUGCAGUAGGAGACGACAUGAAGGACGAGGAGAAAAGCGCCGAGAGAAAAAGCGCUGUUGAUGUGGAUGAGGGCCGGAGCACAGCGGGGACGUGGACGAGUCCCGGGCUCCAUGGAGCGGUGUCGAACCGAGGAGGAGGAGGAGGAGGAGGAGGAAGCGCCGCUGUUUCUGCUCCUGCUCCUGCUGCUGGGAUCCGGGUUUUAAAGCGUAACAUGAAGCGGAAUGGCAGUCGAGCCUGUGUGACCAGGAAGACUCGCUUUGGCUCACGUGAGAGGGACUGGCUGAAGGGCGACGCCCAGCGUGGGUGUGUUUGUCUUUACGGAGCCACUGAGGUCAUGACCCCAGGACCCCAGACCUCGUCCACGACCCAACCUGACCUCAGACUGGUGCUCUGCUCCACCAGCACCACGGUUGAAGAGCUGUGUGCCCAACGUCAUGGCCAGGGCAUUUACCAGCAGCUACACGGAGACCUGAUUAGGAGGCUGGACCCUUCCGAGCGUCCUCUUCAGAUGGUGUACGAUUAUCUGACCACUAUGGGCUACGACGAUCCUGUCCGUGUCCAGCAGGAAGCGGCGAACUCCGACCUCAGCUGCAUGAUCCGCUUCUACUCCGGAUGCGGAGAGGGUCAGCUGUCGCUUCUGGGGGAUGUGAGAGUCGAGUUCUUGCUGGUGUUCCUCCAGAGCUCUGACAAAGAGCGUCCUGUAAACGCAGACCAGCAGGACCGGACCCUCCUGAAAGGUGUGUUCAACGUGCGCAAAGGCAAGACACAGCUGCACAAGUGGGCGGAGCGACAGGUGAUCCUGUGCGGCACGUGUCUCAUCGUGGCGUCUGUGAAGGACAGUCUGACGGGGAAGAUGCACAUCCUGCCUCUGGUCGGGGGGAAGGUGGAGGAAGUGAAGAGGAGGCAGCACUGCCUGAUGUUCAGCUCGGCCGGACCUCAGGCUCACACUUACUAUGUCAACUUCGACACGCUGGCUGAGUAUCAGCGCUGGCAUCGGCAGGCCUCGAAAGUGGUGUCUCAGACGAUCAGUUUGGUGGAUUUGUCCUGCUACAGUCUGGAGGAGGUUUCUGAAUAUCUCUUCUACAGCCAGGACGUCACACACCUCAACCUUCGCCACAACUUCAUCAGUCUGGAGGGUCCUGGAGGUCUUUGCAACUUUAACAGGUUCACUCAGCUGAAAAGUCUGAACCUGUCUCACAACCGACUCGGCGUGUUCCCCGAGGCCGUGUGUGAAAUCCCGACUCUCUCCGAGCUCAACCUGUCCUGUAACGGACUCGACUCCGUGCCCACUCGCAUCGGAAACCUCCAGAGCCUGCAGACUCUUUCUCUGGAUGGGAAUCACUUGAGCUCUCUGCCUGAUGAGAUGGGGGACCUGGCGCAGCUCUGCAGUCUUGGGCUCUCCUUCAACACGUUCCCUCACAUCCCCGCUGUGUUGGAGAGGCUCAGUGCUGUGGACCGGCUGCUCAUGGCCGGGAACCGAGUCGAAGCCUUGGAACUCAGCAGACUGCUGAGGAUGAGUCACGUCAAGAACAUCGACUUACGUCUAAACAGACUCUGCAGCGUAAAAAGCGAGACUCUGGAGCCCAUAAAGCAGCUCGUCCAGCUGGACCUGAGGGACAACCGGCUGACCGAACUGGACCUGAGCGCCGCCUGUAACCUGGACAUGCUGCACUGCGAACGUAACCAGCUGGAGGCGCUCACUCUCAGCGGCUUCAUGCUACGUAGCCUGUACGCCAGCAACAACCGUUUAGCUACGAUCAGCAUCUAUCCCGUUCCCAAUCAGCUGACGCACAUGGACGUGUCCUGGAACGUUAUGGAGAACCUGCCUGACUGGGUGUGUGACAGCAGAAAGCUCGAGGUGCUGGACGUCUCCCACAAUCUGCUGUCGGAGCUUCCGGUCAGACUGCUCAGUGGUCUAAAUCUGAGGAAGCUGCUGCUUGGCAGUAACUCGUUAAAGCGUGUACCUGAGUUCCUCGAUCACAUCCCUCUGGAAACCCUCGACCUGCAGCACAACAGACUCACUGAGCUCCCAGAGAGCUUUUUCUCCAAGGCCUUAAAUUUAAAAUACCUGAACAUAUCAGCUAACACACUGGAGACAAUCCCGCCGAGUAGCCAAACUGAGGAGAACCUCAGCACACUCCAGGAGCUCUACCUCACUGGGAACAACCUGACCGAGGACUGCGCCGCCCUGCUGGUGGGACACCAGAAUCUACGGGUUUUGCACAUGGCCUAUAACCAGCUCCUGUCUUUCCCUGCAAGUAAGCUGAGCAAGCUGGAGCUGCUGGAGGAGCUGAACGUGAGCGGUAACAAGCUGAAGACCGUCCCAUCCACCGUGUCCAGCUGUAAGAGACUUCACACCCUCAUCUCACACUCCAACCACAUCAGCGUCUUCCCUGAGGUCCUGAACCUGCCCGAGAUAAAGCUCGUAGAUGUGAGCUGUAAUGAGCUCACUGAGAUCCUGCUGCCUGAUUCCGUCCCAGCCACACUACAGGAACUCGACCUGAGCGGGAACGGAAGCCUGAUGCUGGAACACAAAACCCUCAACAUGUUCAGUCAUAUAACUACUUUGAAGCUGGACCAGAAGCCAUCUCUGAGCACAGCGGAGUCGCAGGUCUCGUGCGUUCUCUGGGAUCACGGCUACGCUGAGAUGAGUGGCCAGAGGAACAAGUUGUGUGUGUCCGUGCUGGCCAUGGAUCGUUUCGGGGACGGCGUUGAAGCGGUUUACGGGAUUUUCGAUGGCGACCGGAACGAGGAGGUGCCACGGUUGCUGCAGUGCACCAUGGGAGACGUACUGGCUGAAGAGCUUCAGCACAGCAACGUGGACAGUGUAUACAUGUGCAACACCUUCCUCACCUCACACAGAAAGCUGGGGAUGGCUGGACAAAAGCUCGGGGCUUCGGCUCUCCUCUGCUACAUUCACCACGAGUCCUCUGAGUCGAGCAGCUACUUCAGCCUGACCGUGGCCAACGUAGGAAACUGCCAGGCUGUGCUGUGCCGUGACGGCCAUCCGCUGGCCCUGUCCAAAGUCCUUAGCUUGGAGCAGAAUGCUGAGGAGAUGGAGAGAAUCAAAACAGCCAAGGCGAUCAUCACUGAGGAUAACAAGGUGAGUGGAGUUACAUGCUGUUCUCGCCUGUUGGGAUGCUCCUAUCUAUACCCCUGGGUAAUUCCUAAGCCCUGGGUACGAACUGAACCCCUUUGUGCUCAGGAUGAGUUCCUGAUCUUGGGCAACAGGGCACUUUUCCAACAUCUGUCUUACCAAGAAGCAGUGAAAACCGUGCUAGCUGUCCGAGACCCUCGAGCUGCUGCAAAAAAACUCUGCACCCUUGCACAGAGCUAUGGGUGUAAGGACAAUGUCGGGGCAGUAGUUGUGGCCCUGCGUAUUGGUGAGGACAGUUGUACCUGCGAGCCUCCGCUCUCCUCUGAGGUUCGAGGAGCCCCUGUACCUACCCCUAUUUCCAUAUCUGUGCCAUUUCUUGACCCAUCCACUCCUUCAUCAAGUAGUGGCAUUGCCUCUGAAUUCAACAGCGAAACAUCUGCUUCUGAGGUGGGAAGUGAAGCUGGGUCCACGGCAUCUGACGAACAAACUUCUUCAGGCCCAAAUGCACGACCUGACCGCCGCUGCAGCUUACACCCAGCUGCCACGUUUUGCAACUCUGGAGGCCCUGGAAGUCUAGGAGCCGGAAAUCACCCUGCUCUGUUCCAGCGCCAACCAUCCUCUGCAACAUUUUCAAGCAACCAGUCUGACAAUGGUCUAGACAGCGAUGAUGAAGCUCCACUGGAGGGUGUCAUUUCCAAUGGGAGUAAGUUGGAGGUUGAGGUGGACAUCCACUGCUGUGCAUUUCAGCUCCGCUCUGGGCGUCCAGAAAGCCCUAAGGAUCUGGAUCUCCGUGGCUCUGACUAUACCAGCAGCAAGAUGCGACGACAGAACAGUGUGGUGGUGUCGACUGCUAAUGGCUGCCUCCUUGCUGUUUGUGGCCGAGAGAUCUCGGACCUCAAGAAAUCUCCCUCCACGUCCAGCCUGUUUGGGAAGAAGCUGUCUAAUGGUUCUGUUGUAGCGCUUGAGGACAGUCAUAACAUCAUCGAGGUAGCACUGGAAGCACCGAAGAAGAAGUCUGGUUAUUUUGCAGCACCCGCCCAACAAGAUCCAGAGGAUCAGUUGAUCAUACCUCCCAGUCUUGAACAAGACGUACGGGAGCAGCUACGGAGUCAAAUUCCUGUGGUUUCUGGUCCUCCACCACCCUUAACACCUCCUACAAGCAGAGACUCAAACUGGGAUCACCCUCACCCCGGUCUCCCUCCUGCUAGCUUCCAACAGGAGGUUUAUGACACUGCUCUAUAGAGACUACUACCCGAGAUGACCUAGUGCCAUAUUGUGGAGGUGGAUGUAAUUCAUUUUUGCUGUGAUAUUUUCCAGUUCUUUAUUAAGCUCUAUCAUUGUGUGAAGACCUGCAUGUGCUUAAACGGUGACAUCCGACUUGCCUGGAGUGGUCUCUGUUUAAUCUAAAGUGUGGAACGUUUUGAUAGAAAGUGCACAAAUAUCAAGAAUAGUAAAACAAAAUCUUGAAAGAUUGCUAUCUAUUAGAAACCGCAACGUGAACUAAAAUACCUCAUAUACAACCGCGCAUAACUAACAAGAUAUAUAGCCCUUUACAACAUCAUUUGGCAAAAAGGUUCUUUGGGAUAUAUCCACGACCAAAAGGUAAGAAAAGUGCCUAUUACAGAUGGUUCCGGCUCACCUGGCCCUUUGUUGGUCUGGUGUGCUUUCACUGUUACCUAGAAAUGCUCAUUUUUUUUCUGCCUAAAACAAUCAACUUGACCUUUUUUUGUUGAAGUUAAAUGAUCGAGAACGUUCAGCUUCUUUUAUCUUCUUUGGUGGAGUUCAGAUCGCAGAGAAAACUACUAAAGCCAUGGGAAGGAUGGCACACACUGUUUGGCUUCCUACAGCCUUUCUGGAACCUUUAGCGCAAAAUAUGCACCGCACACCACAUCAUGUCAUGGUAGAAAUCGGUAAUGGAUUUUCUUACCAAGAUUGUGACUCAGAAGAAGAACUAAAUCAAACAUGAUAUAUCAUCUCAUGAUGCAUCUGAGGUGCAGUUGCCGUCUCGGCCAAUCAGAAAGAGAUGGUUAUUAAACAUAACUGGCUGGAAUCACGACUUAAUAGCGAGUCAUUUGGAGUACUUGAAGCGUGCCAUUAGAGACUGAUUUAUCAAAGCACUCAUGCCUGAAGCUUUUAAGGCUUAAAUACUGUACAUAUUUGGUCUUUGCACUAAAGUGCUGCAAAGUAACACUGGUCCUGAUAGAGCAUGAAUAGGGUAUUUUUCAUCCUAUAUCUGAACCGCUAAGCUAAUUAUUUACAAAAAAGUGACAUUAUAUCCAUAUGUCCUUCUUAGCGGAGUUACGUCUGUUCACAACACCUGAUUUUACCUGAUUUUUAAUGUAAGUGAUCCUGCCCCAUACUUUGGUAUGUUGAAUUUUUCCCUUUCAGUUAUAAAAGAAGAUGAAUCGAAGCAACGGAUGCCUUUACAAUGUGAUUAAGCUUUCUGUGAACGUAACAUGCACUUAGUUCUGGUCAACGUUAGGGUUACUCAAAGACCAGAUGUGAUCGUUGAUAAGAAUACACAAUUGGAGACUAAAUGCUCCAGUUUUAUUUAAAAACUUGAGCACAAAUGAAGCCACGCCCACAAAACCUGUCCAAAUUUCCUGCAGGAAUAAUGUCUUCAGAUAGUAUGUUUAACUGAACCAUUUCCACUUCUUUCUCUGGCGCCGUUUCAGCUUUCCUGGAAUACAGCCAUGGUACCCAGGACUGUAACAAGGCUCACAAAUUUAAUGAGGAUAUCAUGAUGAAUGAGUAAUAAUUCACAGUGCUGAAUCUACAUUACAUCUAAUGCUAAAUUCAUUCAUUCAUUUUCUACCGCGUAUCCGAACUUCUCGGGUCACGGGGAGCCUGUGCCUAUCUCAGGCGUCAUCAGGCAUCGAGGCAGGAUACACCCUGGACGGAGUGCCAACCCAUCACAGGGCACACACACACUCUCAUUCACUCACACACUCACACACUACGGACAAUUUUCCAGAGAUGCCAAUCAACCUACCAUGCAUAUCUUUGGACCGGGGAAGGAAACCGGAGUACCCGGAGGAAACCCCCGAGGCACGGGGAGAACAUGCAAACUCCACACACACAAGGCGGAGGUGGGAAUCGAACCCCCAACCCUGGAGGUGUGAGGUGAACGUGCUAACCACUAAGCCACCGUGACCCCAUGCUAAAUUCUUAUCUGCUUAAUUCUUUAAUUUAUUGCGUCAGUUAUUUUUGUUUAACAAGAAGAUUUACAAAUACAAUGCCACGUAUUACAUUUAGCAUGUAUCUGUUUAUCUCAUAGCUAUUUUAGAUAUUAGCUAAUUAUACACAACACCAAAAGUAUGUGCACCCUUGACCAUCACACCUACUGUAUAUGCAAUUUUCCCCCAGACAGUUGGAAUUAAGAGGAUCAAACAUGACAAUGUUCCCUCAUGUCCCUGGGCAGAAAGCACAGAGCUCCAUGAAGACAUGGUGUAGUAGUUAAGGUUGGAUCGGAAGAUCUUAAGUGUCCCUUACAGAGCCCUAAGACCCCUCUGAACACAUGAACUGGAACACCCCAGAACUACGUGACCUCACUAAUGCUCUUGUGUUGGAAUGAACCCAGAGCUCCACAGCCACGCUCCAACGUCUAGUGAAAAUGUCAUUAAUAAAGCAAAGGGUAAUAAAUGUGCAAUGGGAUGUUCAGCAAGCACAUAUGGGUGUGAUGUGCAGGUGUGCAAAUGUUGGCCGUAUAAUGUAUGACUGGUUUAUACCUCUCUAGUAAAACAAAACUAUAUGUCCUCAUAGCCAGCUAUGAACAUCUGAGCAUAAUGUACCAUUGUCCCUACACCGAGGUCUUCUUCAUGAAGAUCAUGAGAUUUCCACUCACUUUCUCAAUCAGAUGUUUGGGCUGGAAUCUAAGGAUUUCUGUGUAUUCUUGUUAGAGAUCACCUCUGAACUUUAUGAAAUUUAGCUACAAGUUAAAGCACUUAGUGGAAAGAAAUGCAGAAGAAAGGAAGUACUGAAGACUAACAACAGAAAAGACAUAAGAUUUCAUGGCUUGCUUUUUGUGUGACAGGAGGUGCCAACAUUUAUGCUUACGUUGGAGCAUUUAUUAUUUGUAAUACUCUCCUUUGCUACAGAGAUAUAGGCGACACCAGUAAAUGACGAGGGCGAAACAUGAAUAAAAUUCACCUGACAGAAAAACCCCUUCCCCGAAAGGGAAAAGUCGGAGGACGUGAACGACGCAUUUGUUUUUAAUCAGUUUUUAUCUAGGUGAAUUCUGACACAGGAAAUUGCACAACCCUUAACAGAUCUUUGAGCCAGUAGGAAACAACUAUUAUUUGGUGCACAUAAAAAAUUUAAACGUUAUAUUUUCCUUCUUCACGUAUAAUAAACAUAUUGUUGAUUUCUUUAGUGACAAGUUUUCAAGUAAUAAAAUCGCAGGGUCUGACGUUGCCAUUAAACAUCAGCUUUCCGUUUUUAUAUGACCAUAAUUUAAAAAAAAACAAAAAACACUAUAUUUUAAAUUUCUUGUUUCUCCAUUUCUACAGAUUCGAAUUUAAUGGUUUUAACUAAAAUACAUUUUUCCUAAUUUUUAGUGUCGAGCCUGGUUUAGUGUUUUUUUUCUUCUGAUGCUAGGAUUUCGUUUUUAGCGAUAUUGGCACCUCUGCUGAACAUUUUAUUCCACUGUUCCCUAAAAAAAAACAGUCACCUGAAGGUCAAGUCUUUAACAUCAUUCUUUUUACUCAUUUACUCACUAAUCACUUUGCUCAGUAAAACGUCAAAAGUAAUAAAGUAAUAAAUUAUUGAGACUAUUAUUGAAUUAUUCAGACUAUGAUUUGGAUUCAAGUUUUAAUUUUUAAUUUUUACUAGUUUGGAUGUGGUUCAAAUAAAAACACAGGAACGGUUGCUGGAGUGGCCUUUAUAAUUUAAAUCACUCACCUCUUUGUGCAUUUAAUUUUUAAUUUUUUUAUUUUUUUUAAGCUGUAUAAACAUUUUUAGACAAACUUUCAUGUUCUAGGUUUAUCCUUCUCUUUGCCAAUACAAACAAAAUGGUUGCUUUUCCACUUUUUUAAAUCAACCAGCACAUGAUUUACAUGCAACUUGCCACUUUUGGAAAAAUUGCUGCCAGUGUUGAAAAUUGCAGAAUGACUAUCAAAAAGAUUUUUUUUUUUUUAAACUCCAAACCAAUCAGGUCUUAAGUUGAACUUGAGCAAGAAAAACAAAAUGUGAUGGUUUAAAAAAAAAAAUCUUGUUAUUGAGCGGGCCGUGUUCUGUGGUACGAUAUGAGAUAUGAACUUCUAAAGCUACAGCAAAGACAAACACUAAUCAAAUCUAGAGAUGUGAGUUUUGUGAAAAGUUUAGUUCAUAUAUUUUAAAAUAGAACUGAUCUUUUUUUUUUUUUAAAUCAAAUUUUCUAGAGUGAAAAAAAUGACUGCUGAGAAAUAUCAUAAUUUCAAAUGUGUAAAAAAAAUAAAAAAUAAAAACUUAGUUUUCACUUAAAAACCCUGUGAUUGAGAGAAAGAAAUCCUAAACCAAUCCAAACUUCAGAAGUAUUUCAUUGCUUUUUUAUUUAAAUCGUACUUGCCUGCCUGUAAGUAAUUUGUUAAAGUCUGUAAGAUUGCUGAUGUCUUUUGUGUAUUAUCUGACUUUAUUUUAAGUUUUGCCUGGAAUGUAUAUUUCAUUUCAUCACACUUUUCCAGACGAAGGCACGUUGUGGACAGACGGGCGUUAGUUAGUUAGUUAGUUAGUUAGUUAGUUAGUUUUCCAUGUGACCAAAGUUCCAUCUCACAAUUCUGUACAUUAUCUUGAAUCUUUUUUUUCCCUUCUUUUCUUAGAGACACUUAUAUUUUCUCUCAAUGCCAAGAAGCUGAGGUUUAUUUUUAUACAUCGUUGACUAAUGCAGAUUUAUCACUCUUUCGGUAAAAAGUCACGAAUCUGCAGUACCUUGUCGCCCCAUCGAAACGUUUUAUGACGCAAAUGUUAAAUGUAUUCAAUGUCAAAAGCAUGCCCUAUAUCAAUAACUACAUAUAAUUAAAAAUAUAAAUAGAUAUGAACCGGUUACUUUGUACAAAACACUAUCGAUCUGUUUGUAAGAAUUGUUUUAAAUAUCCAAACCCUAAUGUAUAUAUACAGUAUAUAUAUAUAUAUAUUUUAUUUUAUUUUUAAGCAUGCAGAAAUCUGCUGAAUAGUUUAUGUUCUAUAUUUAAUGUAAAUGAGUUUUAAAAGAAAAAAUGCCGUUCUGUUGAUUUAAGAGAAAGAUUAACGCAAGCACUUUUGCUGUUUGUCAGCUAGACUUUAAACCUCUUCGGAUUUCGAGGGCGGGGUGAUUGCUCAUUAUUUCAUUUGAGAUGCUGCUAUGACUAGUUUGGAGCAGAAAAGCUGUAUUUUUAAUUACCUUUUCAGCCAAGUAGCAAUAAACAUUUAUACUGUGGA